Messenger RNA from Saprolegnia diclina VS20, 865 nucleotides. RefSeq lists its product as hypothetical. The coding region runs from base 1 to 831 and encodes 276 amino acids. NCBI's taxonomy places the organism in Eukaryota, Oomycota, Saprolegniomycetes, Saprolegniales, Saprolegniaceae. The transcript has 2 exons. The record is from RefSeq and is a predicted model, not a curated record. Gene Ontology annotation, molecular function: oxidoreductase activity.
AUGUACGGCGCCAUCCAAGCCGACGACACUCGUCCGAGCAGCGCGCGGAAGGCCAGCACGCGGUCGCUUGUGGCUGCGACCCUCGCUAUCUGCAUCACGACCCUCCUAUGUGUCGUGUACCUCGUCACUGAAGCGCAGACGAUCCUGCACGAGCUCCGACUAGCGACAGUCCCGACCUCCUCGCUGCACACGGUGGCGUCGCCAGUAGCAGCGCUGGCGUCGCGCACGAGCCUCAACCGCGACUUUGGUGGGCUGGCCAAUGGGACUCGCGUCUUGAUUGUGCACGCGGGCGACGACUGGCUCGCCCAGUUUGGCCAGGAGGUGGCGCGUGGAGCUGCCAGCGUCACGACAGCCAUCAAAGUGCUGCACCCGGUCAACGCGUCCAUCUCGGACGUGCUCUGGGCCGACGCUGUGAUCCUCGGGAGCAACGUCUACAACGCCAACGUGGACCCCGAGCUCAUGGCGUGGAUCAACACAUGGCCGGCCACACACGACCUGAGCGCCAAGGUCGCCGGCGCCUUUGCAUUGGCCGGCGGUAUGAGCUCGGGCGAGGAGCUCGUGCUGCUCAACCUCCUCCACUCGCUCAUGAUCUUUAAAUUCGUUGUCGUCGGUGGCGAUGCGUGGACAAGCGCGUUUGGCGCCUCGGCCAUCAUGGGCGAAGGACCCUUUCACCUCGGCACCAACAACAGCAGCAAUCAACCUGGUGCGUGGCCGUCGAUCUGCUAUCGCCACGACAACCACAUUCCCGCGUACUUUCUCCUGAAAGCCCAUGGACUCGGGCAGCGCGUCGCUACUGUCGCGAGCAAACUGCGGGCGCCACACGAAGCGUGAGCGCGUACAAAGACAGUUGCGUUUACAUAAUCAA